CCUGCGGGGGGCGCUGUGUAUGAGCUCUUACGGAAAAGGAAGUGACGCAGGGAGCCGCUGCUGUUAGCCGAAAGCUAACUGAGCUAGUUGAGGUCCUUGUCUGUGGAGGAAGAACCAGUUUCUCACUGUGAAGCGGAAAAGACGCAGAAGAUGCCGGAGACUGAAAGUUACUCCAACCCUCUCGCUCCUGAUGGCCACGAGGUGGACGAGCACCGAGCAGCAGCUCAGUCCAAGCUGACUAAUGAUGACUUCAGGAAAUUGCUGAUGACACCGCGGGCGGCGCCUUCCUCAGCCCCGCCCUCCAAGUCCCGACAGCAUGAGAUGCCGAGGGACUACAAUGAGGAUGAGGAUCCUGCUGCGAGGAGGAGGAAGAAGAAGAGCUACUAUGCUAAGCUACGUCAGCAGGAGAUGGAGCGAGAGCGAGAGCUGGCCGAGAAGUACAGAGAUCGAGCAAGAGAGAGACGAGAUGGAGUCAACAAAGAUUAUGAAGAGACGGAGCUGAUCAGCACCACCGCUAACUACAGAGCUGUAGGACCCACUGCGGAGGCAGAUAAGUCGGCUGCAGAGAAACGUCGGCAGUUGAUCCAGGAGUCAAAGUUCUUGGGAGGUGACAUGGAACAUACUCACUUGGUGAAAGGUCUGGACUUCGCUCUGCUGCAGAAGGUGAGAGCGGAGAUCACCAGUAAAGAGAGAGAAGAAGAAGACAUGAUGGAGAAAGUCCAGAAAGAGGCAAAGAAAGACGUAGAGCCAGAGGAGAAGAUUGAGUUCAAAACUCGUCUGGGUAGGAACAUCUACCGCGUGGUGUUUCGGACCGGCCUGGUGGAGAGGAACGAGCUCUUCCUGCCGGGCAGGAUGGCGUACGUGGUGGACCUGGACGAUGAGUUCACUGACACGGACAUCCCGACAACUCUGAUCCGCAGCAAAGCCGACUGCCCCAGCAUGGAGGCUCAGACGACUCUCACCACCAACGAUAUCGUGAUUUCUAAACUGACUCAGAUCCUGUCGUACCUGAGACAAGGGACACGACACAAGAAGAUCAAGAAGAAGGACAAAGGGAAACUGGAUGAUAAACGAGCUCCUGAAGCUGAUAUCGGUAUCUUUGAGGACAUCGGAGACUACGUCCCGUCCGGCACUGCCAUGUUCAAGCCCCCCAGAGACAAAGAACCCCCCAGAGACAAAGAACCCCCCAGAGACAAAGAGCGCCACAGAGACAGAGAGGACAACCGAGAUAGAGAGGACCACAGAGACAGGGAGGACGAUAGCAAGAGCAGGAGACAAAGCUACUUUGAGAAACCCAGAGGAGACGAACAGCAGGUCGUGGACAUGGACGUGGAGACAGGUCCAGGAUCAGUCAGAGACCAGAUCAAGGUCAUCAACGAGAAGUUUGCAGGAGCAGCCGGCAGCCAGUGGCCGGGCCAGGAGCCUGGUUCCCUGAGAAGAGACGGUAAAGAGCAACUGGGAGAUUUCUUUGGAGGAUCCAACUCGUACGCAGAGUGUUACCCGGCCACGAUGGACGACCUGGCUGUGGACAGUGAUGAGGAGGUGGACUACAGCAAGAUGGACCAGGGCAAUAAGAAGGGUCCUCUCGGCCGCUGGGACUUCGACACUCAGGAGGAGUACUCUGAUUACAUGAACAACAAGGAGGCGCUGCCAAAGGCCGCCUUCCAGUACGGCAUCAAGAUGUCCGAGGGCCGCAAGACUCGUCGCUUCAAAGAGACCAAUGAGAAGGCAGAGCUGGACCGGCAGUGGAAGAAGAUCAGCGCGAUCAUAGAGAAGAGGAAGAAGAUGGAGGCCGACGGGGUCAACGUGAAGAGACCGAAAUACUGAAUCUGAAUCUCUCUUCGAUUUCUUCUUCCUCCGUGUUCCUGAUUAUUGAUGAGAUGAAACAGCAUCAUGUGACCAGUGGGAGGUCAAAGGUCACAGAUGAUCCGUGUUUUGUUUUAAAAGUUGUUACUUUAAUGUAAAAUCAAUAGUUAUUAAUUAGUUCAGGGAAAAUCAUCAAUAAAAUGUUACCCUCA
This is a messenger RNA of Pleuronectes platessa (European plaice), 2018 nucleotides long. RefSeq names its product IK cytokine (gene ik). Gene Ontology annotation, cellular component: nucleus. The record is from RefSeq and is a predicted model, not a curated record. The coding region runs from base 151 to 1827 and encodes 558 amino acids. NCBI's taxonomy places the organism in Eukaryota, Metazoa, Chordata, Actinopteri, Pleuronectiformes, Pleuronectidae. Gene Ontology annotation, biological process: mRNA splicing, via spliceosome. The transcript has 19 exons.